AUGAAAAAAGGCGAAUCGGCCCAAUCUCUGUCGGUGGUUUAUGGUGUGGGAAAGUCAACGAUAUCGGACAUUAAAAAACAGUGCAGCGCGAUUUUGACGUUCGCGAGCAAACUUGACUGUGAUGCAGGAUGUUCGAAGCGCAAGACCAUGAAAAGAUCCGCCAACGAAUGUUUGGAUGAGGCUCUUUUCACAUGGUUUUCCCAAAAACGAAAAAAAAAAAAACCUAUCAACGGCCCCUUGGUGUGUGAGAAAGCUUUAGACUUCAAGAAAAAAUUAGGGGGUGAUCCUAAAUUCUCUGCAACUCAAGGAUGGCUAGAUAAAUUUAAAUCUCGACACGGCAUUCGCCAGCUUGAUAUUCAAGGUGAAAAACUCAGUGCUGACUCUUCAUCUGCCUCUGGAUUUGUGACAAGAUUUUCAGAAAUUUUAAGAGAGGAUGGUUAUGAUUUGGAGCUUGUUUAUAAUGCAGAUGAAAGUGGUUUAUGUUGGAAAAGCUUACCCUCUAAAACUCCGGCAUCCAAGAGGGAAGUGUCAGCCCCUGGAUAUAAAUCAAGCAAAGAUCGGGUCACCGUAAUGGUUUGUGCAAAUGCUACUGGUAGCCAUAGAAUUCCCAUGCUUUUUAUAGGAAAAUCCAAAAAUCCAAGAGCCUUCAAAAACGCGAAGAUACCUCUCGUUUACAAAAACCAAUCCAGGGCAUGGAUGGACCGGAAAAUAUUUGUAGACUGGUAUGACAACACCUUCAUACCCGAAGUUAAAAAGUUUCUUGAGCAAGUGGGUAAGCAAUCAAAGCCUGUUUUAUUGGUUUUGGACAAUGCGCCUUCGCAUCCAGAUGCUGAGAGUUUGACAAGAGACGGUUUCAAAGUCAUCUAUAUACCUCCUAAUGUGACAUCAAUCCUUCAGCCAAUGGAUCAAAGUGUCAUUGAGACUAUGAAAAGGAAUUACCGGAAGCAACUUUUACGCCGACUUUUGCUCAAAGACGAUGAAAAAGAAAAGGCUGACAGUGUUAUCGCGUUCUUCAAGUCAAUUAAUCUGAAGGAUGGUUGCUACAUGGUUGUUGAGGCCUGGAAUUUAGUUUCUCCAAGCACACUGAAAAAGGCAUGGAAUAAGUUGUUGAAAAAAUACUACGAUGAUCUCAAUGAGCCUACUGUUGAUCUACUGCCCCUUAACGAAAGACAUGAAGAAACUGAACUUGUGACUGAAAUGCUUGACACACUUGAAUCCCUCAAAGUAAGAGAAGACUGUGACGAAGAAGACGUGCUGAAGUGGUUAAAUUCUGACGCCGAUGACCAAGGAUUCCCCAUUGUGACUGAUGAAGAAAUUAUUGAGAGUGUUCUGUCAGACCCCAUUGUGGAUGACGAGGAAGAAAGCGUCGAUGACUGUGCUUUGGAACCUCCAACGGGACCCUCUCACGACGAAGCACUAAAAGCCGUUGAUGUUGUCUUUCAGUGGCUUGAAAGACAAGAGGAAGUAGAAGUGGUCCAGCUACUUCAACUUCAAAAGAUAAAGGAGUUGGCUUUGACAAAAAAAAAUAAACAAGAUGAAGCAGACGAAGAUUGGUGA
Messenger RNA from Acanthoscelides obtectus, 1557 nucleotides. The record is from the annotation of a GenBank genome assembly. NCBI's taxonomy places the organism in Eukaryota, Metazoa, Arthropoda, Insecta, Coleoptera, Chrysomelidae.